Messenger RNA from Rotaria socialis, 1329 nucleotides. The record is from the annotation of a GenBank genome assembly. Lineage: Eukaryota; Metazoa; Rotifera; Eurotatoria; Philodinida; Philodinidae.
AUGGCCAAAGAAGAGAAAGAAUUCGGUGGUACACUGGGAGCCAUUGGUAUAAUGAUAUUUUCUCAUUUUAUACCAUUUUAUUUUGCACUAUCACUGCAAUACAAUUCUGGCGGUCUUUAUUUUCCAUCAUCAAUUAAUGAAUUUAUUGAAAAUUUUAAAGAAACAUGUUCACCAACAUGGUCGAAUUUUUUUCUUUAUACCGGUUUUUUUGUUAUACAGCUUAUAUUUGCUGCUAUUUUACCUGGUCUUGAGGUUAAAGGUUUACCUUUACCUACUGAAAAUAAUCGGCAAUAUACUUAUAAAUGUAAUGCAUUAUCAAGUUGGUAUUUAACAUUGAUAGUAGGUGGCAUACUUCAUUUUACUGGUAUAUUUCGAUUAACAAUAUUAGCUGAUAAUGUUGGUUCAAUACUUUGCGUAGCUGUAAUAUUUAGUGAUAUUUUAUCAGUAGUUAUUCAUUUUUAUGCUAUAUUAACCAGUCAAACAUGUCGAAUGGCCCAUUCGCCUAUUUAUGAUUUUUUUAUGGGAGUUUGGUUGAAUCCACGUAUUCGAAUUUUAGGACAAGAUGUUGAUCUUAAAAUGAUAGCUGAAGUACGUUUAUCAUGGCUUCUAUUAUUUCUUUUGAUUGUUUCUGCUGCGUUAAAACAAUAUGAAACAUUUCAUACUGUUACAUGGCCAAUGAUAUUUAUUUUAACAGCUCAAUUACUCUAUAUAAAUGCUUGUAUGAAAGGUGAAGAAUGCAUUCCAGUAACUUGGGAUAUAUUUUACGAGAAAUGGGGUUGGAUGUUAAUCUAUUGGAAUUUAGCUGGUGUUCCAUUUGUAUAUGCAUUUCAAGCAUAUUAUAUUCUUGUGAAUUGUUUACGUACAGGAAAACCAAAUGAAAAUGUGUCAAUGAUAUUUAUUAUUAUUUUAUUCAUUGUACUUUUUAUUGCUUACUAUAUAUGGGAUUCAUCUCUAUCACAAAAAAUUCGUUUUCGUAUGAGACAACAAGGGAUCUAUGUAACACAACAUGGAUUUCCACAAGUUCCAUGGAAUGAAAUAAAGAAUCCAAAGUAUAUGAAAACGGAAUGUGGUUCACCAUUAUUAAUCGAUGGCUAUUGGAAAUAUUGUCGUAAACCACCAUAUACAGCUGAUAUAUGUAUGGCGACAUGUUGGGCAUUGUCAUGCCAUCAAUGGACUGGUGCUUUACCUUACUUUUAUCCAAUAUUCUUUUUCUUUAUGAUUAUUCAUCGGUAUACGCGUGAUAUGGCUCGAUGUCAGGCCAAAUAUGGAAAAGAUUGGACAAUUUAUUGUGAACGAGUGCCAUAUGCAUUUAUUCCCGGAGUCAUUUGA